AUGGCUCUUGAAAUUCGAUUCCGUAUCCCCAAUGGCUUGGCGUGUCGCCGAUCUGACCACCAUCACAGCAGCGACGCACGUUCCGAUGACAGCCGAUGCGAUCAACCAUCAGUAUCGUCCCACGUGGACGUCCGCGUCGCUGCCUCGCCCGAGGAGCCUCUCCGAUCUGUCUUCACCCGCCUGUUCCAAUCGCAUUUGCGCCACUGCUGCUUGCCGUGCGAUGCACGUCCGGCACCGCGAAGAAACGAUGAGUAUCCGUGCGAGGCAGCGCACGUGCAGCGACGAGGCGACGAUGGCGUGAAAUCCGCUGAGGCAACUGAGGCGGUGCGUGGGACGCAGGCGGUGCGGUUCAUGGUGGUAGGGCAGGUGGUGUACCUGUCACCUGACUGCACCGUGACGCAAGCCAAGCUCAAACCCACUUGCACCAUCAAGGUGCUUCCCGUGAAGCCAGUGCGUGGAGGUGGAGACGGGAAGCGCAACGACGGGCUUUACACAGCCAGCGACGAGGACGAGGGCGAGGAGACACAGCACAGCGGACAGUCAUCAACGACUGCCGCAUCCUGCCAUGGGGGCCUUUCGGAAUUCAAGAAGGAGAUUUGGCGUGACCGGCACGAGGUGAUGAAGCGCUGGGAAUCCCACGUGCACGCAGUUACACAGGCCACGGGGGGGAUACGGGGAACGGGAGCUCGGGAAGCACCGGGGAAGCCUCAGCUGCUGAGUCGGGCGGACAUGGUUCAUUACCUGGACGUGGGGGGGUGGUGGGAUGCGGCAGCGUGCGAGUGGUGCUUCCACCACGUGGUCCGCCUUGGACCACAGCGCCCUCUCACCAUGCCCACCCUCCACCUCUUCCACUCCCUCCUGCACGUGGAGCAGCCGCGCUGCACGCCCCUUGCGCACCUGAACGUGGUGGGCAGGCGCGUGCUAGAGUAUUCCUUUGACGUGCCCGCGUUCGCAACGCACGAGGAGGAUGCCGAGGCCUCUAGCGCAGUUCAUGUGCAAGUGCACCCACGCCCCCUUCGUGUGCGCGCAAGUGAUGCUGCUCGACUGGCUGGCUGA
Messenger RNA from Closterium sp. Yama58-4, 1056 nucleotides. The record is from the annotation of a GenBank genome assembly. Lineage: Eukaryota; Viridiplantae; Streptophyta; Zygnematophyceae; Desmidiales; Closteriaceae.